AUUCUGAUGUGGAGAGACAGCACUGGCAGAUGGAUCCAUGCUGUAAUUAUUCUCUCCAUGAGCAGAAGGCCUUUGGACACAGGCCUGGAGGACCUAACAAUUGUGAACUAGCCUGAAAUAAACUGAAAUGUGCUGUAAUUGGAGGGGAGGAGAAAGGAGAUGGAAAACAUCAUCCAAUAGGAGUAACUGAGAGAAGGCAGGCAACAGGACCCAGAUGAAGCCUCUCGCUCUGGAUCCAUAACUCAUCACAUGCUGCUGGAAACCACCAGAGGUAUCCAGGGGAAAGAGGAUGAAGUCAUUGCCCUGCACACAUUCAGCUGAUUGCAGAAGCGCUCAGUCAAAAUCAGGGCUUUGUUUCCUGAAAAUCACAAACUCUUACUGUAUAUGAACUUUGUUCCCUCCAGUCUGAAGUAAGAUGAGUUAAAGAGUUUAUUUCAUUGAUAGAGCUACAAGUAGCAUUUCUGAAGAAUGGCGCUGAGUGACCUCCUUUACCCAGAUAACCCCAAGAGACGUCAAGAAUUGAUCCAUCUGCAUCAGGAAUUGCUUGACUGCAUGUCCACAAACUUCCAUGCAACAAAUGAGCUGGCUGGCGUACUGAAUGAAUACCUUGGGUGUAUGAUUCCUCAUAUUAAGAUGAGAGAGAAUGGUACUGUCAAGGAAAACUGUGACAUUAUCAUCCAAGCAAUGACCGAGAUUCAAUGUCAAGUACAGAAGAUUGAUAGUGACAUGAAGGAAAAGCUAGAGCCUGUACUGUACCAGAAGUUAUAUGAUAUUAAAGAGCCUGAGCUGGAGAAAAUUGCAAUAGCCCAUAAGGUCUUUUCUGUUGUUCUUGGAGAAGCGACUUCGACAGCCGGGAUGGUAGCUAUCAAACUAAUUGGCUCCAAUCUUAUAACUCUCACUGUUGGCAAACUUGUGAGUCUCCUUGCACAGAUUGGGGCAUCUGUUCUUGGGGGAAUCAGCAUUGCCAUUCUUGGGCUUGGCAUUGAAAUGAUCCUCCAUGCCAUUCUGGGAGCCGUGGAGAGGAAUCAGCUUCUGGCUGCUGUGAGAAGCUAUGAGGAACAUCUGGCCCAGUUCAAAGCAGCCUCAGAAAAAUACCAGCAUGCCAUCCAUGAAGUGACUUCCUUGGUGAGACAUCAGGCACAAUAAAUGAAGUUGGGUGUUCUUGCUCCUGCCAUGAUAGCAACUGCAGUUAGCUGUGUCUGCUAGAUGUUUUUGAUUCACUAUGGUAAAAUGAUUUUUUUUUCCUGCUGUGCAUGCAUUUGUUUCUUUCUAGUGGUAACAAAACAAGAGAUGUGACAGAGGAGGGAACUGGAACAGAAAUAUACCAAUAAGGAAUUGGUUUAAGGGUGCUUCUGCAAGGCAACAGUUCAAAUACGUGGCACCUUUUGUUCAAUAGUUUUCCGGAAUGCAUUGUAAAUAACUACCCAGAAAGAUAACUAGUGCUAAUGACAAUAAUUUCAUUGGUGGAGCAGUAGUGGUUAGAAAGUAUGAUUUUUUUUCUUACUGUGUUUCUCUAACAAAGGUGAGAUCAUAAUGGAAGAAAACGAUUUCAAUAAAUGAACCCACAUCAUCCUCCAGAGGGUUCAUCGGGACAGCUGUACUGGCUAAAUUUGCUUAGUGUGGAUUAGCACUAAAUCUGAUAUGCUGAAUUCUCUUUUCAUAGAAGUGCUCAUAAGGACUUGCUGAAGCAUAAAUAUUUCCUGUCCUAUUCUUGUCCUAAGGAGCCUGCCAGAGAUCUUCUUUAAAUAAAUUCUAAUCCCAGUAGAUUAGCAGUUAAGAAAAUCAUGUGCCUGCAGACAAACACGACCCUGCCCCACAAUUGAGAGAAAUCAGCUGUAAUGUUCCAGGUGUCUGUGGAUAAUCUCUUAUGCUCAGUAAUGCCCUGCUGCUGCCACAUCACAGGUACUUAGUUCUGGGCACAUAUGCUGCGCUGUUGGUUGAAAUCGGAUUAUACACAUGUGCAAGUAUUACUAGGAUCAUAGCCCUAGACCACAGACAUGCUGUUGAAUUUAUUUUCUCUUCAAGUGUUUCACAAGUCACCAAUGUGGGACUGCCAAGAGCAUACUCACAUUCUGCAUUUGAUGACAUGCUACUGACGUUACACAUGUCCUUAUGUGGCAGAUUUUAAAAACAAAAAGCUAUAAGAAAGAACAUGAUCUGCAGUUUCUUUCUCUAAUUUACUGUGGUUUUCUUUCUUGCUUUGUUCUUUGAAGAAAAAUGCAUUUUAAUAAUUAUUAAAAAAUGCAUCUAAACAUUGUAA
Rhea pennata is the source of this 2260-nucleotide messenger RNA. RefSeq names its product single-pass membrane protein with coiled-coil domains 3 (gene SMCO3). NCBI's taxonomy places the organism in Eukaryota, Metazoa, Chordata, Aves, Rheiformes, Rheidae. The record is from RefSeq and is a predicted model, not a curated record. Bases 469 to 1146 code for a protein of 225 amino acids. The transcript is spliced from 4 exons.